AUGACAGAUCCGACAAGCGCCGGGCUCGAAGCUGAUGCAGCACCAUCUAGCGGAUCGAAAGCGAGGAAGACGGACCGACUCAGUGAUCUAGAUCGAUUUAACCCGAUGCGCUCUACGAACGGCAACGACGAUGAUGAGGGUGACGAAGAGGACGACCUCAGCCCGUUGGAUGAUUCCGAGCUCAGCUCGGCAACUUACCUUGCUCGGCUUACCGGCGUAGCUUGUCUUGGCGGAUUGCAAUUCGGCUGGGACACGGGUAUUGCGAGCGGUAUGCUCGUAGCAAUUCAUGCUGACUUGGGUCACGAGCUCAGCGAAGGCGAGCAGGAACUGAUUGUCAGUGCAACUACUGUCGGUGCAAUCCUAGGAUCCAUUGUUGCAGGGAGGAUGGCGGACUGGUUAGGGCGGAAAAGAGUCAUGAUUGGAUCCGGCAUCCUCUUCUUCCUCGGCGCUUUGGAGCAAGCAGCAUCACAAGUGGUUAGGGAGCUAGUGCUUGGCCGGGUGCUCGUAGGGCUGGGUGUUGGCAUGGCGAGCAUGGUCGUGCCCACAUACCUUGCGGAAGUAGCGCCAACCAAAGUGCGCGGUAGAAUUGUCGGUAUCAACAGUCUUCUCGUCACCGGUGGUCAAGUCAUUGCCUACCUCAUCGAUGCGGCAUUCUACAAUCUUCCACAUGGCUGGAGAUGGAUGGUGCUUGCUGGCGGUAUCCCAGCCAUCUUUCAGUUGGUGGGCAUGAUCUAUUUGGACGAAUCGCCACGCUGGCUGGUCGCGAAAGGGCGCAUCAUCCGAGCCCGCCGUGUUUUGCAGCGGAUCUAUCCAAACGCAAGUGUACGUAUGAUCGACACCGAGAUCGACCGCAUAGCACGCAGUAUGGAGGGUACAACUCAGCGCGAGGACAUCGACCCUGACGCCGCGCACUCGACCGACCGCCAAGCAGAAGAAGAUAACCAUGGAGCGAAUGAAAUACAAGCAACUCUGGGUAGAAUCGCAGCUGCUCCAGCACAACUCACUUCAACAGCACGUCAACGAACAACGCAAGUGAAGAGCAAGCUCGAUAUGCUCCUCCACGAUCCCACUCAUCGUCUGGCACUGCUGAUCGCAUGUUCGCUGCAAUUCUUCCAGCAGGCGACAGGCUUCAACUCUCUAAUGUACUUCAGUUCUCGACUGCUGCUCAUGGCUGGAUUCGUUGCCAAUCCCAAUGCAGCGGCGGUUGGAAUUGCGGUUGCCAACUUUGUGGGGACCAUGGUUGCGAUGCGAUACAUUGACGGAUGGGGAAGGCGAAAGUUGCUGCUGUACACAACGGCGGCGAUGACGUUCUGUCUCGUGCUUGUUGCAAUCGGCUUCAGUCAGAUCGAUCUUGGCCCAGUGUCUGGUGCACCCGAUGCUGAAAGGAUAAGCAGCUCACGGUCAGCGUGGCCCUACUGGACACUGGUCUCGAUGGUGCUGUUCACGCUGAGCUACGCACUUGGUCUCGGUAUCGUUCCUUGGCUCAUUCAGUCAGAGAUCUUUCCAGGUCAAGUCAGAGGCGUUGGUGCAGGACUAGCCACAGCGACCAAUUGGAGUACGAACUUGUUGGUCUCAGCGACAUUCCUGCAUCUGGUCAAGCUAAUCACGCCACAAGGCUGCUUUGGGCUGUUUAGCAUGGUGUCGGCGUUCAGCUGCGCAUUCACUUAUUGGCAGCUGCCAGAGAUGGCUGGAGUCAGUCUAAGCGAUGUAAAUAGUGCGUUCGGACAAGCGGGACGAAGAUCAAGAGGGGCUGAUAGAGAGACAUAUCAGGCAGUACCUUCUGCUGAAGAUAGCGAUUAA
Messenger RNA from Ustilago hordei, 1800 nucleotides. RefSeq lists its product as uncharacterized. NCBI's taxonomy places the organism in Eukaryota, Fungi, Basidiomycota, Ustilaginomycetes, Ustilaginales, Ustilaginaceae. The record is from RefSeq and is a predicted model, not a curated record. Gene Ontology annotation, molecular function: myo-inositol:proton symporter activity. Gene Ontology annotation, cellular component: membrane. Gene Ontology annotation, biological process: transmembrane transport. The transcript has a single exon. Bases 1 to 1800 code for a protein of 599 amino acids.